AAGGGCAGAUAACUGCAAAGGUGAAAGAUGGCCGGUCACGUUCCAAGAACUGUCAGAACUCUGAUAGCUACUAAAAUUAGUCCAAAAUUCAGAGAAAUCACAAAAAUCGUGGAAGCUCCUCUGAAGGAAUUGAAACCAGGUGAAGUUUUGGUUAAGAAUAGGUUUGUUGGUAUCAAUGCCUCCGACAUAAACUACACAGCCGGGAGAUAUGAUCCUUCUAUCAAACCACCAUUUGUCUGUGGAAUGGAGGGCCUUGGUGAGGUGGUCAGAGUGGGGUCAGGGGUCAACAUGUCCCUGGGACAAGCAGUCAUGUACUGUAGGAAUGGCAGCUUUGCAGACUAUGUGAGAGUACCUGCCAAAGUUCUGACCAAGAUUCCAUCAGCCUCUCCAGAAUUUCUACCAUUCCAACUGAGUGGACCAACUGCUGCUGUAGCCCUAGACAAGUUUGGAGACUUAAAGAAAGGAGAAACUGUCUUGGUCACAGCUGCAGCUGGUGGAACAGGACAGUUUGCUGUUCAGUGGGCAAAGAAAGCUGGCUGCCAUGUUAUUGGUACUUGUUCUACAGAGGAGAAGGUGGAAUUUCUCAAGAAAUUAGGAUGUGACCGACCCAUUAACUACAAAAAAGAAGAUUUAAAAACAGUUUUGAGGACAGAAUACAAGAAAGGUGUCGAUGUUGUGUAUGAGUCUGUGGGAGGAGACACAUUUGACACCUGUUUAAAUAGCCUGAACACCCAAGGUCGCCUCAUCGUUAUUGGGUUUAUUUCGGGCUAUGAGUCAGAAUUGGGCUUCACUCCCUCCAGAGUCAUGGCUUCUCUUCCUGUCAGGUUACUGCAGAAGUCAGCAUGUGUUCAAGGAUUUUUUUUACCUCAUUUUGAGCAAGAUUGGAUGAAAUCUGCCUCAAAGCUUUCUGAGAUGUACAGCCAAGGAACUCUCAAAAGUAUUGUUGACAAUGGGGACACAACGUCCACUGGUCCGUUUAUUGGUCUGGAGAAAAUUGCAGAUGCAGUGGAGUAUAUGUACACCAAAAAGAACUUGGGAAAGAUUGUGGUGGAACUGAACAAACCAGGGACCAACAGCAAGCUAUGAUAACGGCCAUCCAGCAAACCAGUCUGCCAACAACCAGUAGUAGUGAUGAUUAUAACCCGUCAAACGUCAAAUUUGAAUUCCAGUUCAUUACCAAUUUUAGCCAAUCACAUAAUAACUUGUGAUUUCAAUGGACAUUAUGAUUCUCAUGAAGCUAUAGAUAUCUCAAUAAGCCUCAUAUUUUAAUCAUUUGUAUGUAUCUUAGUGUCUUAUUGAAUUCUAUGACGUAGAACAGAGAUGCUAAUUUGUGCACAAGAAAAAAUAUAUAUGCAGACAUUCAUAUUGUGAUGAACCUAUAUGGGACAUGAUUCCGGUGACAGGAGGUCAUCUAAUCCUCGACAGAUUACCCCAACACUCCAUAUUGGUGGUGGCCCUGGUCAUAAAUCCACAGUCUGUCGAGGAAUAAAUCAUCAUCUAGUCACUAAGCAGUAAAUGUGUGUGUAAAUAAUUACUGGUGUGAAUGAUUACAUAGGAAGAUAGUGUUGUAUACUAUUGAAUGAAAAUAUGAAAUAUUUCAUUUGUGCGAUAAUAAUUUAUGAAUUUUGCUGAAUAACAUGAUACCGGAUAGGCAGCAAUGUUUCUAUACUCUAUCACAGUGGUGCAGAAAUAUUAAGCCAAAUUUGUAUGAUUUUUAAUAAAAUAUUUAAUUAAA
Molecule: messenger RNA, 1735 nt
Organism: Mizuhopecten yessoensis (Yesso scallop)
Lineage: Eukaryota; Metazoa; Mollusca; Bivalvia; Pectinida; Pectinidae
Product: prostaglandin reductase-3-like
Exons: 12
Coding region: 28-1086 (352 amino acids)
Cellular component (GO): mitochondrion
Molecular function (GO): zinc ion binding; oxidoreductase activity
Source: RefSeq, a predicted model, not a curated record